UAAAAAAAACUUGGACUCACGUUGAAUUAAUUGAGAGCGCGGAACAGAAAAACAUCACACCUUUUCUAAAAAUUUGAAUUGGUUCAAUUCAUCGACUGAAACAAAUGGUAGAAAGGGAGGAUGUGGAGGAGGAGCUGUGUUGUCGCAAGGCCACUACGGUGAAUAAAUAGUACUAGUACUUACUGACAGCACCAAACAGCAAGCCGAAGAGCCAGAUAUUUCCCUCGGGAGUUGGUAGAGGCCAAAAAAAAGAACUAAAGGGGAGUAAAUGUUGGACUGAAACACAACUCCAGAUGAUCAGGUACUUGUUUCCACUGCCCCCCCCCCCCCCCACCGAAAAAUCUGUGAUUUCAGGGUCAAUGAGUUGCAGGUGCAGUGAGUGGGAGGUGGAUAAAUGAAGACUCUUCUAGAUUGAGCAAUGGUUUUCCCAGGUCAUCUGCUCAGAUCCAGAUAUGUUUCGGAGCCUGCUCGUCGUCAUCCUGUGCGGAUUGGCAGCGGCCGACAUUAGUUCAGAACUCGAUCGACACUGGCAGCUGUGGAAGAAGAUGCAUAAAAAAGUGUAUUCUCUACAGAUUGAAGAGUUGGGUCGCAGGCGGGUUUGGGAAGAGAACCUGAACAUGAUUAAUGUGCAUAACCUGGAGACAUCACUGGGAUUACACACCUACGAGCUGGCGAUGAAUCACUUGGGAGACCUGACCACUGAAGAGAUCACGGGCAUGCUGACGGGCACCGUUGUGCCCUCUGACCUAGAGAGAGGCCCCGGCUCUAACUCUUCCAGGGUCAAUGCUUCUCUGCCAACAUCACUGGACUGGAGGGAGAAGGGCCUGGUAACUGAGGUUAAAAUGCAGGGGUCUUGUGGCUCUUGCUGGGCCUUCAGUGCAGUUGGGGCUCUGGAAGGGCAGCUCAAGAAGUCAACGGGUGUCCUGAUAUCACUCAGUCCUCAAAAUCUGGUGGACUGCUCCAUCAAAUAUGGCAAUCGCGGGUGCAAUGGUGGCUUCAUGACGAAUGCCUUCCAGUAUGUUAUUAAAAACCAAGGCAUUGAUUCCGAUGAAGCCUACCCCUAUAUUGGCAAACGUGAGCAAUGCAAAUAUGACCAGCAGUAUCGGGCUGCCAACUGCUCCAGCUAUGUCUUGUUACAAGAGGGGGAUGAAUUUGGGUUGAAACAAGCCUUGGCUGACAUUGGCCCAAUCUCUGUUGCCAUUGAUGCUUCCAGGUCGAAGUUUGCAUUCUACCGUCAUGGUGUGUACAUUGACGGCAGAUGCACUCACAAAGUGAACCACGGAGUGCUGGCCGUGGGUUACGGCAGGGAGCGGGGACACGACUACUGGCUGGUCAAAAACAGUUGGGGUGAAAACUACGGAGAUGACGGCUACAUCAAGAUGGCUCGAAACAGACACAACCAAUGUGGCAUCGCACUCUAUGCUUGUUACCCCAUCAUGUGAUCAGCAGAUGGUCUACCUUUGUUUCUUUUAUGUAGUUUAAUAAAUGGGAAGAUGGUGAAUUUUAGAGUUCAUGAAUCUACUGAAUAAACAAUAAGUGUGCCAACAUCUA
Scophthalmus maximus (turbot) is the source of this 1551-nucleotide messenger RNA. RefSeq names its product cathepsin S. The transcript is spliced from 8 exons. Lineage: Eukaryota; Metazoa; Chordata; Actinopteri; Pleuronectiformes; Scophthalmidae. Gene Ontology annotation, biological process: immune response. The record is from RefSeq and is a predicted model, not a curated record. Gene Ontology annotation, cellular component: lysosome. Bases 453 to 1442 code for a protein of 329 amino acids. Gene Ontology annotation, molecular function: cysteine-type endopeptidase activity.